UUGCAGACGGCAUUGACCGUGAAAAAGCUCAAAAUAUUGCUAGCUUUUAAACAAUAUUUUGAAUACCCUAGGAUACUUUCGCAGUGCUUGUGAACACUCUUGGCGGGAACGAAUUCCAUAUCAGUAGACGAUAACGGCGCGUCAUCGCAAAUACGUAUCUGCAGAUGAAUCCUGCGGAGCAGAAGAACUAGCAUCCUCGAGUCUGAGAGGGAUGCCGGGAUGCAUGUGAGCAUCGAAUCGAAGACUUGCGACGACCUCCUGUCUCCAGCUAAAUAACAGCGUGCAUACCUAUAUACCGACCAACCGCGACGUGGUGGCGUUGUUCAACACGUCUUUGAAUCCGUCGUGUGCAGUUUCUCUGCGGUGUUGUGCCUUGCCUGCAGCGUCAACGGGCAUGUUGCUCGCUCCUUCGGAGAUCCACUUCCUGCACAAUUCCGCGUCGCAUGGCUUGCGGCUGGCGCCCGACGUCUUGGACGACGUCAGCCACAGGCUACAGGAGAACCGUGAGACGGUGCCCCGGAUUCAGGUGGUCGAGAAAGAUGGGACGUGGUUUGCGCUGAACAACAGCUACCUGCACGUGUACCGUGAGCUGGAGCGACAGGGAAAGUGCCCAAAGAUACGUGUGGACGUCGUCGCUCUCAGUAAAGUGCCUCAGGACGUUCAGAAAGGGAUGCUGGUGACGGAGACGACGAUGGUCGAGGAGAGGGCCAAGACGGACGGAGAUGGGGAACAGACGCGACGACGCGAAACAGAUGGCAACCGCAGUGGACGAGGUGGAGGCAGCACGGCUAACUACCACAAGAUGGCGGGCGACUCGACAGCGCAGCGGAGGCCCGAGGAACAAGUGAGCGAUUACAGCAGCAGUGACUGCGAAUCUGACUGCGAAGGAUCGGAAUCUGAGUUUGACGAGUCCCUCUCCUGCAACGUCUGCGAACGGUCCUUCACAACCCCGCGUCAACUGUCGCAACAUCAACAGCGCAAGCGUCAUUUCGGAUGUUCAAUCUGCGACUCCAUCUUCCCGACACUGAUGGCGCUAGAACACCACAAGGAGUCCCUAGACCACUGGUCUGAGGACGAGAUUACGCCCACGGACCGCAACGGUGGAGCGGACGACGAAACGGAUGAAGAAUCCGACGACUCGGACGACGAUGACGAAGAACCAGGACCGAGGCCCGAAGAACUGGAGCGUCUCUUGUGACUUCUGCGAACCGCGGCGGUCGGUCAACAACAGCCGCCGCGGCGGAGACAUUGCUGCUGUGGUCAGGAGGUCACACGAUACUGAAGCCUAACUGACGCCAUAUUGGAUGAGGGCAGCUCGGGGUUUGCAGGGCGUCUCUUUUUUGGGGGUCUAGCGCGCACACAUAGGACAUAUGGACCAGAACAGAAUGUUGAAUUGACCGUUUUAUGCAUAGGGAAUGGUCGAGUAUAAGGAAAUCAAAGAGUAGCAUUGUUAUAGAGGAUCGAGUCGAUUGAAUGUAACAAUAGGCGACUGUCCGUUUGGCGGUACGAAUAUAGGCAUUGUAGCAUAUUGACAUAGAGAUCGAAAGAAACUAGAGCGAAAAGAGAUGAUGUCCAGUGUUAUCAAAGAGCGGAAUGACUUGAAGCGACGAUCGGUUAACAGUCGAGAGAUAACAGGAAGCUAUACCGUUUGCGAGCAGAAUAUAUAUCCGUGCACUCAAUGUGAGUUAAGACAUUAUGCAGUAUAGGCUGGUGCUCAACCUGUAAUAAAAGACACGCCGCUUUAUCUUCUAGCUAUACAAGGAACCAGAAUUCCUAUAUGGUGAUCUGGGGUAGCCGGCCCUCGUGAUGAGGGCUACAAUCCCCAUUUUUUUCUUUCUUUCAAUCAAUCAAUCAAUCCUAUAUGGCAGUCCCUAAGGUUGCCUCCACACAGGCCAACUUUUUAUUUAUUUAUUUUUAUUUUUUGCCAGACCAACGUCAAAAAUGGACGAGUAGUUGUGAUCCGGUCACAAAGGUCACCUUGAUUUGACGACUUUGUUUGACGUCGAGAGGAGGACGAGGUGGCUCGUCCCCUCCCGCUCUUCCAGAGGCUUCUAUUCAUCGAUCCUCUGUGCACAACGAAAAUACGAAAACGCCAUCUGUCGGCAAAAAAACAAAAAAAAAAAUAAAAAGCAGCGUAAGAUUGGUCGGAGGAAGUGAAGUGCUGCGCGUGAAGAAGAAGCGGGUAGAUACGAAGGUGGUCGAAGUUGGUCUAAAACAAGUUCGCCCGUUUGAACGUAGUAGGCUUUGGUCGGUACGGGCGAUUACAUAUACGGAUCUCAUUUCUCUCUAGUAUCUUUCAUCGAUCUUUAUGGUGUUUCGAUAACUCCCUUUCGCACUUCGUUUUCUUCUUCUUCUUCGUUGAUUUUUGUACUUAAAAAGAAAAAGUGCCAAAAUUACGAUUGGUACUUUUCGGUUCCGUAUAUAGUACGACGACACGUAUAGACUUCAGGUCAUGAUGGUGGGUACCGCACCUUUCUCAUUUGCUCACGUCGAGUCAUGUUGGCAUAUCGGUCAUAGACUUCGAUCGUUUAUUUCGUCGUGUCUCGCCUCGAGAGAGAGAGGGAAACAAACUUAAUUAUAAGCUUCUCAACUCCAGUCUCUGGACCCUGAAGAUUACAUAUCACUCCACGCAAGCGAAAUCACAGUCUACUUGACCUAUUGAUCAUUUCGUUCUAAAACGUUAUCGUCCUUGAAAACAACCCUACUCCUCGUAUACUUUUUUUUUUCUUUCUGCAUUCCGCACAUUUCUAUGGUUAGUUCUUAUUCUAUAGGAGAUUUACUAGCUACAAAGCUCCCUUCUUUCAUCGGAUGUGCUCAUAACAUUCUGCGAGUCUAUCAUCGUUGAUGUGGUCGUCGAACGACUCUACGUCAAAAUUAGCAGUAGUGACUAUAUGCCUGCUUUGAUCAAAUGCAUAGACCACAUUGCAAGAACAAACAGCAAAUAACAAAAUACGUUGUCGAAUGCUUCUUUGUGGCUUAUGAAGUCAUAGAGCAAGCCGUAUCGCGGGUUUGUUUCAACAGUCCCUUGCUUUGUUCAGGCUUCAGAAAGUAGGCGAGUCAAUGCAUCAUAGAAAACAAUUUCUUAUUGAAAGCCAGUGUUCGGAUAAGACCUUUGGUGCUGUUAUAAUCGCUAAAUGGGGUAGAGUAGCAGCGCUACGGAGAUGCAGAAGCAGCGAUAUCGCCAACCACCCUUUCCCACCUUCCUUACGCCUCCUCAAACUACAACACACACACACACACAAAAGAAGAUUCUCAUGUGAAUAUAUCUCGCAUGAACACAUGCGGUGAUUUGUUUCCAAUAAGUCCUCAGCUGGCAGCAGCUGCUGGUUAGAGUUGCGCGGUACUCUCAACCCUAUGUGGUCACUUCUCCAUCUUUGUAGAAGCCAUUUUUUGUUCCAAAAUGAUUUAUCUGUUCUGUAAAACAUCACCGAAAGAACGCAAUCAUUUUCCAGGAGUUGUUGCAUUUUGUGGCUUUCACUUUGACACCUUUCCUGGGGGACUAACAGGAAAAUAUUUGAUGCCCUUCCUGUACAGGUGCUAUGCGAACCGCAUCUUUAAUCUUGCCGCAGCUUUACCGAUCAACCAACCGGCAGUGAGUAUCAGCUGCGUAAAACGCCAUCUGCUGGGCGCGCACACAAUGUUCCUCGGCGCCUCCAAGUUCGUGCGUGCCGCGCGCAUGCGCAACAACAAUUAGGAAAGAGGUCAAUUAUUUCUGCAGAGUAUCGCCACAAAGAAAAUAAUUUCGGCUGCCCUGGGGGCUUAAUCGCUUCAUCGUCGUUACAGUCGUUACAAGCUAACGAAUGGCGGGAAAUUCAAAAAGGCGGGCGGGAAAUUUAAAGAGGUGGGCACGUGAUAAAACACGUGCACGGCGCUCUUCGCGCGAUACGUGGAGGCCGUGGUAUACGUCACGCGCAAUGUGUCACGUGCCCACCUUUUUGAACUUCCCGCCACUCGUUAGCUUCUAACGACCGUAACGACGACGAAGCGAUUAAGCCCCCUGGACUCCUGACUGAACGUCUCGUGCGCAGAAUGCAUUCUACGAAUAUGUACACGCCUCAACUUUUCGGGUUUUCGGACUAGAUGCUACGAAAGCUGGUCCCAGACUGAACGAAAACGCGCGCACCGAGUAAGCUCUCCGUAGACGCGCAUCCAGUGCGCUGAAACGUCUCCGAACAUCUGACCAACGACAACUUUGUUUCGGUGAUGACGGGAGAGGUGUUUCGAACAUCUGACCAAUAACGGAAAGAGAGCGCAAGGGGAAGUGGAGAAUCGGCAAAUGGGGAAUGUCGGAGAGGGAACACCAGCGCCGUGGGAGAGGGCACGGCUCAUGCAUGGCGUGUCGGAGGGCGGCCAGCUCAUUCGUCAAAUACAGUCAACCCUCGAUUUAUGAACCUGCGAUUUAUGAAUUCCCUCGUUUUAUGAACCUCGAUAUUCGAAUAAUGAACGGAAUUUCUGGGAACCAACUAGGAGUUGCCCAGCGUUUUUGCCCUCAAUUUAUGAACGUAUCGUUCUGAGGUCAACAGAAACCUUCAAAGGGAUAAUUCCGUGGUCUUAUGAAUGACGCCUGAACGGACAAAACGUUUUCCAGGUAUUGCACCCUCGGUUUUUAACCCCUCGAAAUCCGAACAACAAACGGGUUUUCCGGGGUCGCACAAGUGUUCCUGACCUCAGCUGAUGAAUAAGGUGGUCGCUGUCACCCGGAGAUUAAUAAACGGAGGUUAAAAAUCCCGGAGGAAAUCCGAGACCAGUCCAGUGCGAAUGUGGUGACUUCUCUUAUUUCCAAGAUUGGCACAGCGGAAGGCAUGGUCAAAAGCAAAAUUAAACAAUUUAGUAUUGCAUAAUAAACAGAGUGUGAAUGCGUUAACGUCUGUUCUUUGUGAGAAUGAUACAGCAGAAGGCAUGGUCAAAAGCAAAAUUACACAAUAUAUGGCAUUAUAAACACAAUCCCAACUCGGAAAUACUGUUGCAUUUGCUCGAUACUACUCAGUUAACUGAAUUUUCGAUUUAUGAAUCCCUCGAUUUAUGAACGAUUUUUCGAGGAACCGAGGGUGUUCAUAAAUGGAGGGUUGACUGUAUUCGGAACCCCAUAUAUUUCCUCCUCUUCCCCCCCCCCCCUCCCACUUCUUUAGAUAGCAAGCAUCUUCGAGCUUUCGAUCCGCUGCCCGAAACGAUUUAACUGUCGGUAACAUUCACUGGCUUCGAGCCAGCUAUAUUAUUUCAAACACAUUCCAACGUAAUGUAUAGAGAAAGUAUUUCACCAUUUCGAAAUAUUCGACCAGAAGCGAUACACCUAGCACGAGUUACCGGAACGAGAAAUAUUCAGUAUCAGAGUAACGCUGGCGUAUCGGUGCGAUGCACUCACCUGCUAAAACGCUUCAUUGUCGCGAACGCAAAGUGAGGAAAGGUAACGUACUAUUUUCGACGUCAUUAUAUAAAUAUAUGUACACAUACGUAUACGAUAGUGUCUUGUAAAUAUGUAAAGCUUUCAGAAAAUACAUGCCGUCGAGCAAACAUG
Messenger RNA from Ornithodoros turicata, 5515 nucleotides. RefSeq lists its product as uncharacterized. The transcript has 3 exons. The coding region runs from base 395 to 1198 and encodes 267 amino acids. NCBI's taxonomy places the organism in Eukaryota, Metazoa, Arthropoda, Arachnida, Ixodida, Argasidae. The record is from RefSeq and is a predicted model, not a curated record.